This is a messenger RNA of Salvelinus fontinalis (brook trout), 695 nucleotides long. RefSeq names its product pro-neuropeptide Y-like. Lineage: Eukaryota; Metazoa; Chordata; Actinopteri; Salmoniformes; Salmonidae. Gene Ontology annotation, molecular function: neuropeptide hormone activity; neuropeptide Y receptor binding. Gene Ontology annotation, cellular component: extracellular region. The record is from RefSeq and is a predicted model, not a curated record. The transcript is spliced from 4 exons. Bases 110 to 412 code for a protein of 100 amino acids. Gene Ontology annotation, biological process: neuropeptide signaling pathway; feeding behavior.
CGCGUUAUAAAAAUCGCGCCCAUGAGUGGGUACCCUCCAGAACGCACAGGAGCAGAAAACGCCUGAGGACAACUUCUAUCUAAACCAUCCUUUAAACCCUCAACUCAAUAUGCAUCCUAACUUGGGUACCUGGAUGGGCGCACUGACUCUCCUCGUCUGGACCUUUAUAUGCAUCGGGACGCUCGCGGAAGGUUACCCGGUCAAACCUGAAAUCCCCGGCGAAGAGGCGCCGGCGGAGGAACUUGCCAAGUAUUACUCCGCUCUCAGACAUUACAUCAACCUCAUUACAAGGCAGAGGUAUGGGAAGAGGUCCAGCCCUGAUACACUGGAUUCACUGAUCUCAGAACUGCUGCUAAAGGAGAGCACAGAUACGCUCCCACAGUCCAGAUAUGAUGAACCGUCGUUGUGGUAACCGUGUCACUGUCCCCGCCCAGCACCCUACCAUUGCCACGACGAUAUACUGACCUCAACAACACGGCCGCCUCACCAUGGCCGAUGCCCCAUCCUAACAUCCCCAGCUAGCACCCAACCAUCCCCCUCUACCCCAUCCUCCAUCCAGAGGCUACUCCUGUGCCAGAUAACUAACUGCAUAUGUACAGAGUCUUAUUUAAGUCACCGGUACAUUGGUAAGUCAGGGGAGAGAAUUAUUGAGUGUAUGGUAAAACUGUGCUAUUAAAAAUUCAUUAUAUAACGGA